Molecule: messenger RNA, 306 nt
Organism: Peniophora sp. CBMAI 1063
Lineage: Eukaryota; Fungi; Basidiomycota; Agaricomycetes; Russulales; Peniophoraceae
Source: the annotation of a GenBank genome assembly
AUGCUCUUUUCUACUCGCAUCUCCGCGCUCACCUGCCUCGCGCUCAGCUUGGCGGCCCAUGGUGCACCUACCAGCACCGAGACGACGAGCGUGUCCAUUCGCAACCCUCAAAGCGUCACCGGAGUCGUCCCCGAGCUCCUCGGUGCUCUCGACGGGGACCUGUCGCAGAUACUAGGCACCCUACUUUUUCCGAGUCCGAUUUCGACGAGCUUGCCCGCCAAGCGCCAGAUUUUCUCGGCGCUCACCCCCUUGAUUGAAGACAUCUUCGCCGAGGCUGCUGCUCUGGACGGCGCGCUGAAGGCGUGA